Messenger RNA from Egretta garzetta (little egret), 2271 nucleotides. It is a transcript of the gene LIMA1, whose product is annotated as LIM domain and actin binding 1. Gene Ontology annotation, cellular component: plasma membrane; actin cytoskeleton. The record is from RefSeq and is a predicted model, not a curated record. Gene Ontology annotation, molecular function: actin filament binding. NCBI's taxonomy places the organism in Eukaryota, Metazoa, Chordata, Aves, Pelecaniformes, Ardeidae. Gene Ontology annotation, biological process: actin filament bundle assembly. The transcript has 10 exons. Bases 1 to 2271 code for a protein of 756 amino acids.
AUGGAGCCUUCCCCAUUUAAUAGAAGACAAUGGACUUCACAGUCUUUGAGAAUCACUGCGAAAGAGCUUUCGCUAGUCAACAAGAACAAGUCAUCAGCUCUUGCGGAGAGGUUCUCCAAGUAUCAGAAAGCAGCUGAAGAAGCCACUGCUGAGAAAAAAAGAAGUAACACAGAAAAUCUUCCCCCUCAUUUUAAAAGGGGGAAUCUGAGCGUACUAAAGAAGAAGUGGGAGAAUCCAGUGCUGGGAACGGAGUCUCAGAAGGAAACGCUACCAAGCAGCUGUGCUGAGGUUAGGCACCAGGUCGCCAGCCCGGGGCUCGGAGUCGGGAGCAGCCCUGCUUCUUCCCCGGACGUGGAGCAAACCCUGGGGGCUGGUGCUACAUCUGACGCCCAGGCCCCUUCCAGCACCCCUGGCCAGCUGCAGUGUCCUGGUGGUGACAGCAGAAAGUUUCAAAGCCACUCACCGGAGAGCGGUAAAAUGGAAAACUGUCUGAGAGAGUCCAGAGAAGUGGAAAAGCCUGAAGCCAGUGAAAACACAGACUCUCCGGGGAAGAUUGAGAAAUACAGCGUUCCGCUGAACAAACUCAAGAUGAUGUUUGAGAAGGGUGAAGCGACUCAGACCAAGGUCGCGAGAGACCAGAGGAAGACAGCAGUCGGUAGGAGGAUUUCUGAAAACAGCCUCUCUUCGGAGGACUUUGAUAUUGGCCAAGGAGAGAAGAGCCAUAGUACAUCAGAUAGGGCAGAGACCAAAAAAAUCCUGGAGAUGCCUCGCUUGACGGAAACUUCAAUAAAGGAUAGGCUGGCAAAGUAUCAGGCAGCUGUGUCCAAGCAGGGCAGUUCCACAGGCCUCGUUACCACGAAUGAGAUUCAAGCCAGUGAAAGUGAACUCAAGAAUUACAAAUCUGAGCAGAAGGAGAAUAUGCCACCAAGUCUUGAGGACUCCAUUUCCUAUCAGGAUGGGGAGAAGGUUUCUGUAGGUGAGAACAGCUUGUCUUUCCACUCUGGUCUUCUAGAGGACGUUGGACAAAACUCGGAGAGCAAGACAGAAGUUCAGAAAGCUGUCAGCACAAAGCAGCAAAACUUUGGUUCUAAAUCAGCUGGCCAGACAGAUGCAUCUCUGCCAAAAGCAGUGAAGAAAUUUCAGUUGCCAAUGAAGGAAACCUGUGUUGGGUGUCAGAAGACUGUGUACCCGAUGGAAAGGCUCUUUGCCAACCAGCAGGUGUUUCACAUCAGCUGUUUCCGCUGUUCCUAUUGCAACAGUAAACUCAGUCUUGGGACAUACGCAUCUCUGCGUGGGACUAUUUACUGCAAGCCUCACUUCAAUCAGCUCUUCAAAUCUAAAGGCAAUUAUGAUGAAGGUUUUGGACACAAACAGCAUAAGGAAUUAUGGGCAGGCAAAACUGAAUGUGAAGAAUCCCUGGAGAAAACUGUCCCUGGUGUAAAUGCAACAGAAAGUCCACAAAGCCCAGGAGUGGAGGAUGCCCCAAUUGCAAAAGUAGGAGUUCUGGCAGCAAGUAUGGAAGCUAAAGCUUCAGCUUUGCCUGAAAGAGAAGAGAGACCAGCAGAAACAAAAAAGCUCAGGAUUGCCUGGCCACCUCCAUCUGACCAAAGUGUUCAAGGAAGUGCCUUGGAUGAGGGCAUCAAAGUAUUCAAACCCAAAUGGCCCCCAGAAGAAGAGAUUUCCAAGUCAGAUGUGCUGGAGGAUGUGGAUCUGGAUCUCAAAAAGUUAAGAAGAUCUUCCUCACUGAAGGAAAGAAGUCGUCCCUUUACAGUAGCAGCCUCGUUUAGAACCAUGUCUGUUAAAGGCCAUAAAACAGAAAAUUCAUCUUCACCCCCUAAGGCAGAGAGAGACAUGCUGAAAAGAAGUGAGGAACCAGAGAGAGAGGUCAUGGUAGACAAAAAGCAAAAGGAAAAGAAGGUUGAGAACAGGAACAUCCAGAGUGCUGAAGAGAUAAAUGUAGAGGAAGAACGGGAAUUAUCUGGUAUCAAAACAGUAGAGCAUAACUUUGUAGAAAAUGGCCAGGUGAAUGCAGAGACAGAUGAGGAAGAACAUGCUAUGGAAGAGCAGGAAAUUCCAAAUGAAGAAUUCCUUGAACCAAAUUCUCCUAAGCAUUCCAGCUUAGCCAAUGUCGUGACUGCUAAGGAAUCCUCUCCCAACCAGAAUCGCAAAUCCCAAGAUGUUGGUUUCUGGGAGGGUGAAGAUAUGGAAGAUCUAUCUGUGGAAGAACAAAUCAAAAGGAAUCGUUACUAUGAAGAAGAUGAUGAAGAAUAA